AUGACACAUAAUCCAGCAGACGCUCUCUUGCCUUCACCUCCACGUUCACCUCCAAGAGCAGUACCUAAUCCUUACGCAGGAUUUUCACAAUCUUCUCAGAAUGCCAGCUCAUCAUCACGAAAACAAUGGUUUAGAGUAGCCACAGUGAAUGACGUAAAGAAUCGAAAUUGUUGGAUCUGUUCAGAUGGUGAUGCAGACGAAGCAGAAUUAGGUGGUCCACCAAAGAAAUGGGUCCAUCCUUGUAAAUGCAGUUUGAUGGCACACGAAGAAUGUCUCUUGACUUGGAUUCGAACAAGACGUACUCGUGAUCCCAAAAAGCCAAUUCAAUGUCCUCAAUGCUCUGAAAUUUAUGGUAUCAUUGAACAGAAACCAGGACUAUUACGAUUAUUCGAAUCGGGAAAUAAGUUCUUACGAGAUGCGUUACCGAUAGCAACAGCUGGAGUUGCUGGUGGAGGUAUUCUUGUGGCAGCAACAGCCUAUGGAUGUGCAGCUAUUCGAUUAUGGAUCGGUAAAGAUGCUGCUGGAAGAGUGCUCGGCGGAAAAUGGCCCUGGCAUUACUACCUAGACAUCCCAAUCAUUCCGCUCGCUUUGAUUGUUUCGCGAUUCAGUUUCUUUCAUUAUCCUUUGACAAAUAUACCAACAAUGGUACUUUGGCCCAUUAUGAUGUUUCAUAUGCCCUAUUUGACCGAUUAUAACGGCUAUUACACCUCAUUGCGUAGAGGCAUGAACAGACGUCGAUGGGAUAACGCAAGCCCUCGCUCAAACUCACCUUACUUCGCAUCCCCUGGACGCACAUAUCCUCCAAGCCCUGGUUUGACGAUCUUGCUGGUACCAUGGGUCAGAGCCGCUUAUAUCAUGCUGAAGUAUCGUGUCACCAAGAAAGUCUUGGCACCAUUCUCUCGUCGAACUACGACCAAUGCAAAUGGACGAAAUGAAUCUGGACGUAGACAAACCCGAUUGAUUGUCAUUGGUGAAGAUGCUCCUGUUGAAGGAUUAGAUCAAGAUGGAACAGUCAAUGUGGACGAGAAUGGAAAUCCGCAAGAAAUUCCACCAGGUGCAGAGGCCAUCGAGACCAAUGAUAGAACAGUAUACGUUUCCCCUCAAAGUUUGGCUCGAUUGAUCAUCGGCGCUCUGAGUGGGCCAGUGAUUGCUAAUCUGAUGGGAAAGCUCCUUGCAAAAGCAGCUUCUUACAGUGACUUCUUGCGUCGAUUCUUGGGUAUGGAAACCUUGCUUUCACCACGCUAUGGCUCUCGCAAUCCCACCAGGAGCACUACUUCAUCAGCAACGCAAAGUACACCCUUAGGCAGACUAUUCUCAACCGGCUCAAUCUUUCCAAAAUCUUCCGAUGAAAGUUUUUCAACACAUUCUACUGCUUCUGUCGUACAUGAAGUAAGUGAUGGUAUGACUUGGUUCCGUGCAACAGGUACGUUCGAUGAUCUUGACCCUGUCUGGUUCCGUAAUGCGAUCGGAGCUGGAAUCUUUAUCAUGCUUAAGGAUAUUGUACAAUUACGCUAUCGCUAUUUACGUCUCGAACAUGCAAGGGAAGGUGCAAAACGAACGAAGAUCGUCGAUCGACCGUUCAUUGGUGGAAUUGUGGACGAGUUGGAACUUCGCGAUGAAGGAGACAGAAGAUAA
This is a messenger RNA of Meira miltonrushii, 1635 nucleotides long. RefSeq lists its product as uncharacterized. The record is from RefSeq and is a predicted model, not a curated record. Gene Ontology annotation, molecular function: zinc ion binding. Lineage: Eukaryota; Fungi; Basidiomycota; Exobasidiomycetes; Exobasidiales; Brachybasidiaceae. The coding region runs from base 1 to 1635 and encodes 544 amino acids. The transcript has a single exon.